AUGGCGUUACCUGCGCCCGCGCGCUACGGUUACGUGAUCAGGGAGUACUCCGGGUGGUACCAGGUUUCCUUCAAGGGCGACGAUGGCUGCAGGUACGCCCACGCGCCUGAGUCCACGUCGCUGUGGAUCGAGCGUCCAAGCGCCGCGGUGACAGAGUCUGCGGAUCCCCUGACGGACGAGUCUCCGGUGUCGGAGUGCAGCGCCGAUGCCAUUUUGGGCAUCAUCAACAUCAACGGUUCGCUGUACCUGAACACUGUGGUGCGGUCUGAGCCGGUUGCCAAUGUGUCGUUUGACCAGGCGACAGCGGUCGACUGCCGGUCGUCGCCGAUCUUCAGCGUCAAGACUGUGCACAUGUUCCCCAUCGACGUGCCGCGUGACAAUGGCGGCAUGCCGAUCGGCCGUUACGACGACCCGGUGCUGCUGGGCGACGAUACUGUGGACUGGCAGAAGGCGCAGUUUGACAACUCCAAGAACGGCAACCCGGCGUCGCGCGACCCGGGUUGUGUUUACCCCGUGAUCGACAUCAACGCGGGGAUCAUCGGGGACCUCAACCGGCUGCUGACGACCGGGCACUACUACUCGCGCGCCGCCGACCUGACGCACUCGCUGCAGCGCCAGUGGGAGCGGGACAUGCUCCCCCUGCGUCCGAGGAGGUUCCCUGCUGAGUUUUCCGGGAGGCUCGCGUCGUCUCCCAACGGCCUGUACGACGGCUUCCCCGACGCGGACGAGCAGUCGAAGACGCUGUACGAGCUGGCCGACCCGAUGUUCAACUGGAGCCAGGGCAUGGCUCACAACAUCCCCCCUCACUGGCUCACGGUGCUGAUGCAGGGUUACGUGGGCUACUGCCAACAGAGCUGGCACGGCAAGCGCGUGGAGGUGCUGCUUAUCGGUCGCCGCAGCGUGUACCGCGCGGGCACGCGUCUGAACGCGCGCGGCAUUGACAGCGAGGGCCACGUGGGCAACUUCGUGGAGAGCGAGACCAGGCUGCGUGUGGACGGCGGCCCGUGGAAGAGUUUCGUGCAGUGCCGCGGCUCCGUGCCCGUGUUUUGGGGCCAGCGCAACAUCUUCACGCCGGCCUACUUCACGCGGCCUAUAAACGAGAGCGAGCAGGCGUUUUUGCUGCACCACAAGGACCUCAGGGACCUGUACGGUGACAACGUGUUCAUCUGGAUUUUGUCGCUGCUCGACGUGAAGGCCAGCGAGAUCUUUUUGGUGCAGGCGUUGGAGCACCUGAUGCAGACGUUCAGCAGCAUGCCCAUCCAGCUCAUCAAGUACAACUACAACGAGAAGGUGAAGAAGAGCGCCGUGGUGCCGGAGCUGCUGGCGUUUGUGAACACGAAGCUGAUGGGCAAGCUGCGUAGCAUGGGCUACUUCGACGGCUCCAUCAUGUCUGUGAAGGACGACGUGGCCGUGAGCAAGGGCGUGGUCGAGCACACGCAGCGCGGCGUGUUCCGCGUCAACUGCCUGGACUGCCUCGACCGCACGAACGCCAUGCAGCUGAUGGUGGCGUGGGUGUGGCUGGCCGACAUGCUCGACCCGCACGGGCUGACCAACAUGUACGAAUACACCGAGGACGGCGAUAACGACUUCAGCGGCUCGCUGCGCCAGUUCCGCGACAUGUGGUGCUCGCACGGCGACGCCAUCAGCCUGAUCCACGCGGGCACUGAGUCGAUUUACUCGCAGCACAUCCGCGAGGGCCGCCAGUCUUACGGGGCGUUCUUCCACUACACGAAGACGAUGGUCACCCGGGCGUGCAGCAUCGUGUUCUCCGACGAGGCGCGGCAGGCGUGCCUGAACCUGAUCCUGAACAACGCCGGCGGUUCCAAGGACUCGCCCAGAGCGGUUGAUACCGAAAUAACCGUGCCCGAGCCGCAGCCGUCGCAGCCGGCAAGCCUCGGCAACCUGGUGAUCUGGUGCGGCACGUGGAACAUGAACGGCGCCGCGUUGUCGAACCAGGACAACAUCCACGAUUGGAUGGCGUCCGGCGCGGAGAAUGGCGCCGAGGUGUUUGUGUUUUUCCUCCAGGAGUUUGUGGAGCUGUCCGUGCUGAACGUGCUGAGCGGCCGUACCGAGGAGAACAAGGAGAUGCUGUUCAACGGCAAGAUCCUGCGCGCCCUCGGGGAGCUCUACCGGGGCCGCGGCGUGAAAUUCGUGCACCUGAAGUCGUGCUCCAUGGUCGGGCUGUACAUGACCGUGUUCGUGAGCUACCGUCUGGCCCCGUCGGUGAAGAACAUCGAGACGACUGCGGUGAAGACCGGGUUCAGCGGCAGCGUCGGCAACAAGGGCGCCGUCGGCAUGCGGUUCUCCAUCGGCGGCCACCAGGUGACGUUGGUGGACGUGCACAUAAACUCCGGGAAGCUCCCCACCCGCGUGCGCAUCCAGGAGCUGGACGGCGUGAUGCGGAACGUGUUCCACGAGCACGCGCCCCGGGUGCUGUUCGACUCCGACCUGUUCAUUUUCGCCGGCGACUUUAAUUUCCAGGUCGUGGUCGACGACCGGUACACCACUGCGGACAUCUUCCGUCACAUUUACGGCGGCGGCCUGGACCAGCUGCUGCGUUACGACGAGUUCGUGUCCGACGUGAAGAACCAGCUGCCGUUCGUGAGCCGCCUCCAGGAGGCGCCCAUAAACUUCGACCCCACGUACAAGUUCAAGAAGGGCACCGACUUCUACGACGCGAAGCGCACUCCCGCGUGGUGCGAUCGCAUUUUGUACGGCGGCGCGGGCCUGCCGACCCGCGACCAGCGGGUGCACUGCCUGUUGUACCGCCGCCACAACCUGAUGAUCUCCAGCGACCACAAGGCGGUCUCCGCGCUGUUCGUGCUUGAGGCGCAGAAGGCCCCGGAGCCCGAGGAGGACUCGCCGCUGAUCGACCUGUGA
Babesia bigemina is the source of this 2880-nucleotide messenger RNA. RefSeq names its product endonuclease/exonuclease/phosphatase family protein, putative. Gene Ontology annotation, biological process: phosphatidylinositol dephosphorylation. The record is from RefSeq and is a predicted model, not a curated record. The coding region runs from base 1 to 2880 and encodes 959 amino acids. The transcript has a single exon. Gene Ontology annotation, molecular function: phosphatase activity. Lineage: Eukaryota; Apicomplexa; Aconoidasida; Piroplasmida; Babesiidae.